CUUCAUGAAUUGUGUUUAAGGCAGCACUGAUUAUAUUGAGUGGAAGAAUGCUGAUGCUCCAGCUAGAAAACUCUGUAUGAUAAUGCAGUGCGCAGCUAUGAGUCCUGAGAAAAGGGAGAAUGUGAUAAAGCAAUUUAGAAAAUUCCGUCUUCCAUUCUUGCGAGACAUGAAACUUUUCCUGCUGAUGGUUGCUGUACUUCUCUAUGAUCCAUUAGUUCCCGGGCUUGAGAACCCCCAGGCAGUGGAAGCGAUUCAAAAAGAGUAUAAAGCGAUGCUAAGGAGGUAUGUUCUCGUGCACAGUGGUGUUCCAGAAGAGUUUGGAAUGUCAAGAGUACACAAUUGUUUAGCGUCCCUUUCAAUCAUUGCCGAAGUUCUCCUCGAGUUCCAAUAUAAAUAGCUAUAAAAUCACAUAUAUUCAGCCUGCUUAUAAAAAGUCUCAUCAAUUUUUAAGACAGGGUCGACUUUGAAGUGUCGCAACGCCUUGGGCUUUCAUUUUACCGCUCUAACUAACUUGUGGUUUUCUAUAGCCCUUUACAAUUUAGCACUUUAAUGCACUUGUUGUUAGCUUUGUUUUUAAUAAAUUAAUUGGCAAAAUUCU
This is a messenger RNA of Eurytemora carolleeae, 598 nucleotides long. RefSeq lists its product as uncharacterized. The coding region runs from base 77 to 397 and encodes 106 amino acids. The transcript is spliced from 5 exons. Lineage: Eukaryota; Metazoa; Arthropoda; Copepoda; Calanoida; Temoridae. The record is from RefSeq and is a predicted model, not a curated record.